UUCACCCUUUAAUGUCGGGGCGGCCCCGUGGUGCAACGGUUACUGAGGGUUGGCUGUCCUGGGUUCAGCUUUCCUCUCGGGCACGCUGUUCUUUCUCUGCAUGUGACAUCUGUUUACUGGACUGACUGCCUUGCCGUGAAACAGUCUUAGCUGCAGGCUCGGGAGCAAGAAUGUCAACAACCGAAGAAGGUAGAAGACAACAAACUUGCGUCGUUGCAAGAUGGUCCAAGUGAAAAUGCUGACAGUGCCAGACACCAGCAUGGGUCUGAGGAAACUGAAAGAGUCCAUUCGGAGGAAAAGACAACUGUGACCGUAGAAUACACCGGAUAACCAACCAAAGGAAACUAAUUGUGAUCAUGUGCAUUCUGAUGACUGAGAUGUGUGAACGUCUGACAUACUACAGUGUUGUUGCCAACCUGGUCCUCUUCUGCACUAGCACUCUAAAAUACAGCAGCAACGAUGCCACCACAAUCAGCCUUGUAUUCUCAGGGUCAGUGUAUCUUAUUCCAGUCUUUGGAGGCUGCAUUGCUGAUGGAAAAAUUGGAAUGUUCAACACAACUUAUGGCUUCUCACUGAUCUAUUUACUGGGGUUGUUUCUGCUUCCAGCAUCGGCAGUUGACUACAAGGAUUUGUUUGGUGGGGAUGAGUAUGAAUUAAGUGUGGAGCACCGCAGGAUAUAUUUUAUGCUAGGUCUGGUGUUUGCUGCUAUUGGCACUGGAGGAAUUAAGGCUCCUUUGGCAACCUUUGGGCCACAGCAAGUUCAAGACAUGGGACCUGCAGCCGUACAGACAUUUUUCAACUGGUACACUUGGUUUGCAAAUGCUGGAGCGCUCAUAGCCUACUCAGGUGUGGCAGUAGUCCAACAGAACGUAAGCUUUUCGUGGGGCUUUUUCAUCCCAUUGCUCAGCAUGCUAUUGGGCAUUGUGUCUCUACAGUUUGCCAGACGUCACUACAUUCACAAACAACUGACAGGUGGCAUGAUUAGAGACUCUUUCAUCGUCUGUUUUCAAGGUUGCUGUCCACCCAAAGGUAGAGAAAAACAACAGACCCACGGGUUCUUUGACACAGCACGUAUCCAGCAUGGAGGGUCUUAUGAUGACAAAAUAGUUGAUGGAGUGAUUGCAGUUCUUAGGGUCCUGCCAAUAUUCUUCCUUUUGACCAUGUAUUGGGCCGUCUAUUCGCAGAUCCAAACAACAUUUUUCCUGCAAGGUGAGCGCAUGGACUUGAAUGUUGGUAAGGGAAAUGUGCCUGUUGCCAUCCUCAACGUAUUCAACACAAUUUCUGUCAUGCUUCUCAUCCCUGUCAUGGACAGAGUGCUCUAUCCCUGCAUGGAGCGCCUGGGCCAUCCACUUUCACAUCUACAUAAAAUAGGCAUUGGCAUGGUGGUGGCGGCAAGCUCAAUGAUUGUGGCUGCAGUUCUGGAAAUUGAGAGGAAAAAGCAGCUGGGAUUUCAACAAGUAGUUGGAAGUGAAACAUUCAAUGCCUCUUAUAUCAGCGUCUUUGCUCAGAUCCCACAGUUUGCACUUGUAGGUGCCAGCGAAGCUUUUGUCAGUGUAUCAGGUCUAGAGUUUGCCUACACGCAGUCCCCAGAGAGCAUGCAAGGAGUUAUGAUGGGUGUUUACUUGGCCUCAGCUGGACUGGGCAGCUACCUUUCUACAGCCAUACUAAAAAUAGUGGAAGAAACUACAGUAGAUGAUCCAUGGUUACCUGAUGAAAUGAACAACGGGCAUGCUGAGUACCUGUUUUACCUUCUGGCCGGGCUUAUGGGAGUAUUUUUUCUAGGGUUUUUAUUAGUUGCCAAAAAGUACAACAAGAACAUAUCAAGUAACAGACACAUAGACACUGAAAUGGUAUGAAUGUAGAAGCUCAGUUCGUCAUUCAUGUGGAUUUUAGCACGACACAAACAAUAUCUUUCAUAUCGAAGUCGCUCUCAUUUUUGUAAAACCCUUAAUUUAAAAAAAAUAUUAAAAUACAUGUCAAAAGCUUAAUUAAAAAUUAUUAAAUAAUUAUAAAGCUUGAUAAAACAACUUCAAACACCAUAAUUAUAGUAAAAGACGCAGUGUUGAAACUGAUGGGUAUUGAAAUUCAUCUUUUGCGUUCCACUCUUGCCAUGCAUUUACACUGUCAGUUGCUCCGAUUAAAGGCUGCGGACAGCUUCAGCAAGUAUGCAGUUCCCUAGAGAUGCUCCCCUGCAUCCAGCCAGAACCAUGUCAUCAAAACAUUGGCAUGCCUGCUGGAUGUGCUCUGGGGUUUGGGUCCCCGCACUACAGGGGCAUUCACUAGUAUGGUACAUCCCCAUCUUGUGCUAGUUUGCCAGCAAUCAGCAGUGACCUGUUCGUGACCUGAACAUAAUGACUAAUUGCUCUUGCCCUCCAAGCCGCAGUGUCAUGUCCCAGUUUCAAUCACAGACUGAAAUCGACCAGAAGGGCGGGAGUUGUUCCUGAUUUAUACCUCGUGCUCCAUGCUCUGAUUUCACAGCGAGAAGCUUAGUUCAUCCCUGAAAUAUCAUGCCCUUUGGUGGGAGCCAACAUUUCGAGUUUUAAGAACACUUAGAAUCUCAGUGUACACAGUUUAUAGCAUGCUACUACACGCGGUGCACAACAAAAGCGUAGAAACCUAAAUGUAAAGGACAUAUCUGGUCCUACAUGUCUAAUGAAGUCUUUAGAAAGAAAACUAAAUGGAAGUCUAGUAAGACGAGCUUGUAAUAUUACUGCUUUGGAAUACAGGUGACUAAGCAAAGGUCAUUUAAUACAGUUGGAGAAUCUUUGGGAGACCUUCCACUAGUUUCAAAAUAUAAUUUCAGUUAUGUGAGUUGUACGGACAGGCAGGCCUUAGUGUCUAUAGUCAGAUGCUUUUCUGUGCAUGGUUGGUGAUGAGAUAUUGACAAAGAAAAUGUGUAUAUGUUGUUUCGUAUAGCUUCUUCUGCUGAUAUACUCUUAAAUGACUGUGUGAACCUAUUUGUUAUGUUGCUUUUCAUUUAUCGUAUUUUAUGUGUUGUAUACCUUUGCAUUAUAGAAAUUAAUUAAGCAGAUUCUGAAAAAA
This is a messenger RNA of Pomacea canaliculata, 3042 nucleotides long. Its product is annotated as solute carrier family 15 member 4-like. Gene Ontology annotation, biological process: transmembrane transport. The transcript has 12 exons. NCBI's taxonomy places the organism in Eukaryota, Metazoa, Mollusca, Gastropoda, Architaenioglossa, Ampullariidae. The record is from RefSeq and is a predicted model, not a curated record. Gene Ontology annotation, molecular function: transmembrane transporter activity. Gene Ontology annotation, cellular component: membrane. Bases 357 to 1856 code for a protein of 499 amino acids.